AGUAAAUAAAAACUCUAUCCUUUAUGGUAUCGUUAUGUUGUUCAGUGAUUACUUUGGCAUAUACGAAAUAUUCGGUUAUGCGUCGUUAGUUUUAUAAGCAGUUGUUGGCAUGCUAUACUUCAGGCUGCAGCUUUCGUAAAUAAACCUUAACAUUAAGAUAUGACGUGCGGAUUAACAACCAGCUAAACAAAGCUAAAUGUUCUUUUUACCUCAAUAGUAAUAUUUACUCUUACAUCUAAUCUCUCUGUAAGUACUCUCGGGAAAAUGUCGAAACGAACGCAGUUUCUGGAGUCUGUCCAUCAUGAACACGUCCUGGACUUUCUGAACUUCAUCAAGUUGCAUAAGGAUGGAGCAGAUCCAUUUGACCUGAUGGAGGUUCUGUCAGAGCUGCAGAGAAGUCAGAGGCAGGAGCUGUGGGAGAGACUGUUAAAAUUACUACAGCACACCCUCACUGCUUAUCCUCCAGAGCGCUGGAUCACUGGAGCUGAAGAGGAUGCUGGAGACAUGGAGGUAGAGGUUUCCGAAGAGCAGAUGCAGGCCAUGACAAUAAUAGAGGGUGUCACAAUUGUUUCUACAGUGUCUGUAGACAUUUUGCAAGAAAACGACACUUAUACCUCUCUUCUUGGCUGUGCUCAGAUGCUCAAUUGUAUAGAGAGUGCUUUGCCACUGUCACAGACACCCCUUCAGCAGGCUAUUCACUGGCUGUUUGAAUGCUGGUGGAAGCGAGAUCUCAAAGGGAAGGAGGAGCUUGGUUGGACUACCUUCCUUGUCUGUUUGGAAAACACUGUUACACUUGAGAAACCGACGAGUGAGCUCAGAAGGUUGUGUUCUCUACGAGAGGUGCUUCUCAGUGUGGACUUUGCAUCUGAAAGAGGUCAGCAGGUCAUUGAUCCUCUGCUCCAAUGUUUCUUCAGCCCCUCUCAUAUCAAACAAGAAGAAGGGAAACGGUUCCUUGCCUUCCUCUUCUCCUGGAAUGAAAGCUUCAUUCGGAUGAUUCAUGAAACUAUUAAGAACCAGCUGCAGUUCUUCCCAAAAGCUCUGUCUGUACAUGUGGCUGAGAUUUACUUUAGAGCAUGGAGGAAAGCAUCAGGCUCUUUCCUGGAGGAAAUUGAAUCCACCUGCAUCCAAGACUUAAUGGAGCACGCUAUGUUGCUGCACAGAAACUCACCUGUACACAGCAAAGUCAGACAGAUCCUUACCUAUUUUCACAAGCAGAAGUUUCGGGAGGGAGUUGAUGAGAUGCUGCACAGACUAUACAUGCCAAUUCUGUGGAAAGCACUAAAGGCCACUAAUGCUGAGGUCCGUGCCAAUGCCACACUGCUCUUUAUGGAGGCUUUUCCCAUCCAUGACCCCAACAUGGACAGUGAGAUGGUAGACCAGGCUGUUCAGAAACAACUGGAUUUGCUUUUUGCUCUUCUUGAUGACCCCCAGCCCCUGGUGCGCUCAUCCGCAGUGCUGGGCGUGUGUUCUGUCCUGGCACGUUGCUGGGAGGUCAUCCCUUCUACGAUCAUAACAGACCUUCUGCAGAAGCUCAUACUGCAGCUGGCUAAUGACAGCAGCUCUCCAGAUGUCCGCUGCUCUGUUUUUAUGUGCAUGUCUAUAAUUCUGGAUAACAGUUUAAGCCAUCCACUCAUUGAAAAACUAUUGCCUGCACUGAAGAGCAGCCUCCAUGAUAGCUCUGAAAAGGUGCGAGUUGCAUUUGUGGGCAUGCUCCUUAAGAUCAAGGGUGUCCGGGCAGCCAAGUUUUGGAAAGUGUGUUCCCUGGAACAUCUGCUGGCUCGUUUGGAGAUCGACUCACCUCCUGUUUCCAAGCGAAUUGUCAAUCUCCUCUUCAACUCAUUCUUUCCAGUCAACCAGGCAGAAACUGUCUGGUGUGAACGAUGCGUCACCCUGAUUCAGACAAACCCAGGAGCAGCGCGCAAGUUUUACCGCUACGCCUAUCUGUACACUGCUCCUGCUAAUAUAGUUAAGCUGAUGUUGGUGAUCCGAAAGUGUCUGAAUGUGUGCAUUCAAAAUUCAGGAGAUGAUGAAUUUGCAUCCAGCAAUAAAGAAAACAGCACGAUGUUGGAGGAUGUUCUCUCAGUCCAAGACACUGCCUCCAUGGCCAGAUUACUGGAGAUAGUGGUCAUUCUGUGGAAAAGUGUUCAGAAAUCUCUCCAGUCAAACCAAGAGGCCUUUAAGUAUACAACAUCAAAGUUUGCCACUGUAUUGCCACAGUAUCUUAAAGUUUUUCAGGAGGAGCAGUGUAAAGCACCUCUCAUUCUUCUAGCCUCUGUGCUUCCUGCCUCUGCUGUUACAGCUCUGAGGAGUAAAGUUAUGUCUCAGUUAAGGAGUCUGAAAGCAGGUUCUGCUGUGACGGCGUACAGUCAGUCGGUGGAGUGUCUCUGUAGCUGGGGGCAGAUCAGCCAUAUUGUGGAACUGAUAGAGAACUGGCUCACAGAAGCUGCAGCUGUGAAUGGGGGUGAUGAAAAUACAACUAGCAAAGUGCAUUUUGAUGGACUAGAGGAGUCCAAGCCAGAUCUUGGCCUGGACUAUCUGGAUUACCUGCUUUUGCACCCUAAAACACGAGACUGCUUGCUGAAUAUGCCACUGGAUCAGAUCAGACAGCUACAUAAUGCUCUCAACAAAUGGAAGUCACUGCUGUUUUCCUCUCUGAAUGGAUCAGAGGUCAACGUGUCCAGCAUUGAAACAGCACUGAGAGCUUUUGUUUUUCAUGGACGACUCAGCAUCCACCUUCAACACAAAUACCCAGAGGAACGAGAGUUCCUGAGAUCAUUGGAGCAUUCUGUGUCCUGGGUGGAGACAAAAAUCCUUCCUUCACUGACCAGCUCAAGCAGUGAGCAGCAGUUUUCAUUAAGCAAGAGGACAGUGGAAAGUUGUUUAACAGUGUGCAAGAAUGUGCUGCGGGUUUCUGUAGGAGACAAUGAUUUCAGAGACCACUUACUAAAGCAUGUUGCUUCUGUUCUGCAGUCCGGAAAAGGAUACAUGUGCAUCCCUCAUGUGCUGGCUCUGCUUACUGAGAUUGCACAAUCCUGCCUUUCUCAUAAGACCGAUGGGGAGGAGGAUCAGCUGUCCCUCGCUCUCCGCAUUUUGACCAACAUCUUCCAGAAAAUUGUAGAGAUUUUGGCACAUCGGCUGCGUAAAGACAAGGAAGAGGGUGAAGAGCUGUGUUACUCUUCUGAGGAAGAUCUCCAUGACUUCCUUCUGGUGACUAAUUUUGCAACUGAGGGGUCAGAGUUCAUUACCGGAGUCUUCUCAUCACUCUGUGCUGCAGUUAUUAUUGAUAUCAGCCGCACCCUGCAGAAGCUCUCUCAUGCGGAAGAGGUGUUCACACCGGAGACUGUUAAUGACCUUCCACCUCUCUCAAAAACCAUCCUCAAAGUUAUCAUCAGCUCACCUGCAGUUACCAGGUUUUUUCUGUCUGAAAUUAGCUCCUCUGUUGAUUCAGAGGCCAUCAGUAGCAUCCCACAGUGGACUGCAGUUUCACACAUUCUAACCGUGAUCAAACAAACUGAUGCAUUUAAUGAGGAGUUGAGGGAAAUUGGAGUAUCAGUACGCAGACAAAUACAGAGCUAUUACAGCAUCACUGCAGAAAACUCUGAAAAUAUACAGAGGACCAUCUAUGAAUCCACUGUCAGGAUGCUGAAUGACAUCCUAACUCCGUGUCAACAAUAAAGCAGUUAAACAGGAAUGCUUUUCCAUUUUACAUACUACCACAAAACCUGUCAGUUUGGAAAUUGCCAUUGCGCUGUCCAUCUGAUGUACUCUUUUCAUUAUUGUUUGUACAGUUUAAGUGUAACAGUUGGUGUCUUAUGCUUUAGAUUAGUGGUGAUCAUUUUGUUUUAUUUUCGACGUUGAUAUCAAAUGAUGAUACUUCCACAUAAACACAAUCAAUAUUAAGCUUCUUAUUUCUUUACAUCGAAGAGUCCUUGAUUAAAUCUGUCCCUUUCAGUU
Molecule: messenger RNA, 3954 nt
Organism: Misgurnus anguillicaudatus (oriental weatherfish)
Lineage: Eukaryota; Metazoa; Chordata; Actinopteri; Cypriniformes; Cobitidae
Source: RefSeq, a predicted model, not a curated record